Molecule: messenger RNA, 8881 nt
Organism: Linum trigynum
Lineage: Eukaryota; Viridiplantae; Streptophyta; Magnoliopsida; Malpighiales; Linaceae
Source: the annotation of a GenBank genome assembly
CUCGAAUUUUCAAAUUUCUGUCUUUUUCCCUUCUUCUCAAUAAAGAAAAGAAAAUUAGCAGGGACGGACGACAGACAGAGUCGCAUAAUAGCAGUCCAGUCGGACAACCUCGGAGCCUUAUUAGGAUUUAGGUUUUGACCGUUACGAAGAGGAAACAAGAAAAGAGGUGUUCUUUAUCUUCUUCAAGAUCCUCUUCCUUUCAUUCGUCGGCAGCUCUCUAGGGUUUAUACUUGCUUUGUCUGCAAACUGUGGUUCUUAUUAUGUUGUCGAAUCCUAAAGUUGUGGUACAUGGUUCGCUAUCGAGGGUUAUUUUGGGUACUUCAACGUGAGUGAGAUAGUGUGAAGAUCGCUUCUUCUAUACUCCACGCUCUGUUCAGUUCUCUUAGGUUUCAGUUUCAGCAGGUCUGAUUAAACUUGUGAUUCCUGCGGGGCUUGGAUGAAAUUGAGGGGAUUUAUGGCGGCGUUGUUGAAAUUAGACAACUUCGUGUUGGUGUCGUAGAACGGAACAGAUUAAAGGAGGUUGUGGGAGAAGCAGAGCUUCUUCUUGGGUAGAAAGCAAAGAUGAUUACUGAGAAACCCAUUUGGGUUAAACAUGAGGGAAUGCAGAUUUUCUCCAUCGAUAUUCAGCCUGGUGGCCUCAGGUUUGCUACUGGUGGAGGCGACCAUAAGGUCAGGAUAUGGAAUAUGAAAUCUGUCAGCAGGAAUUUAGAAGAGAAUGAUGUAUCACAGAGGCUCCUAGCAACUCUACGUGAUCAUUUUGGUUCUGUUAAUUGUGUGAGGUGGGCUAAGCAUGGCCGUUAUGUUGCAUCUGGCUCUGAUGAUCAGGUGAUCUUAGUUCAUGAAAGGAAGCCUGGUUCAGGAACCACCGAGUUUGGUAGCGGAGAAGCCCCAGAUGUAGAGAAUUGGAAGGUUACAUUGACUUUGAGAGGGCACAGUGCUGAUGUGGUGGAUCUUAACUGGUCCCCGGAUGACUCCACACUGGCUAGUGGAAGUUUGGAUAACACUGUUCAUGUAUGGAAUAUGAGCAAUGGAAUAUGCACGGCUGUUCUUAGAGGUCACUCUAGCCUUGUUAAAGGAGUUGCUUGGGAUCCCAUUGGCUCUUUCAUUGCAAGUCAAUCUGAUGAUAAGACUGUAAUUAUCUGGAGAACGAGUGACUGGAGCUUGGCUCACAGAACCGAUGGCCACUGGGCGAAAUCACUUGGAUCGACUUUUUUCAGACGUCUUGGCUGGUCACCUUGUGGCCAUUUCAUAACGACCACACAUGGGUUCCAAAAGCCGAGGCAUUCUGCUCCUGUUCUAGAGAGAGGAGAGUGGGCUGCCACAUUUGACUUCCUUGGACACAAUGCUCCCAUUAUAGUUGUAAAGUUUAACCAUUCAAUGUUUAGGACAAGCAACUCGAAUUCUCAAGAGGCUAAAACUACAGCAGUUGGGUGGACAAAUGGGGCGUCAAAGACUGCAAGCAAAGAGUCUCAGCCAUACAAUGUUAUUGCCAUUGGUAGUCAGGAUCGAACAAUAACUGUGUGGACGACUGCAAGUCCUCGCCCUCUUUUUGUGGCUAAGCAUGUCUUCAUACAAAGUGUUGUCGACUUGUCCUGGAGUCCUGAUGGAUACUCACUCUUUGCCUGUUCAUUGGAUGGAUCAGUGGCUACUUUCCAUUUUGAUGCAAAAGAACUCGGACAAAAGCUGAGUGAUAGUGAACUAGGUGAGUUAAAGAGAAGCCGAUAUGGUGAUGUCAAAGGUCGGCAGGCAAACUUGGCAGAGAGUCCUGAACAAUUGUUGCUUGAGGCAGCCUCAGCUAAGCUGACAGCCAGCAAAAAGGUGGCUGUAGACAAUAAGCAAAAUGAGCCACCUGUAAAAUCUUCAGUUGAGGUAGUGUCCAUUACAAAGCCCCCUCCGCCCCAUGUCGAUGCCGAGAAGAAAGCUGGAGGAAUGGUCACUAAUAAUGAGGGCUUGAAUAAUAAAGUGUCAACUUCUGCUCGAGUUUCUAGCCCUGUGAAACAACGAGAAUACAGGCGCCCUGAUGGCAGGAAGAGAAUAAUUCCAGAAGCACUUGGCUUGCCAAGCCAGCAAAAUACAGUAGCUUCAGGGAUCCAUGAUGCUCAAGCCCUUGACUUACCCUCUACAGCAACUGAUCACAGAAAGGAGGAAAAUGGGUUAGUUUCCAUCGAAGCUGUUGGCAAGCGGGAGGGACCACUUAGGGGAGCAGUUGACCGAAUUUCUAAUUUGAAUAAAAGAGGCGGGUUUACUGCUAGAGCUACCAUUACAGAGAGUUUGGUUAUUGAAAAGGUAGCUCCAGAAGCAUCUUCAACUGGGGACGGUUCAAUCGUCACUGUUGAACAGUCUGGCAUGAAAGCGUCUAGCUCCUCUAGUGCUGGUAGUAGUACACUUUCAAUCAGGGUGUUCGAUAAAAAAGUAGGUGAAGACAAAAUACCAAUAUGCUUGGAAGCUCACCCUAGAGAACGUGCAGUAACUGAUGUUUUUGGUAAUGCAAAGACUAGUACAAUAAAGGAAACUGAAGUUUCUUGUACCAGAGGGGCCCAAACCCUUUGGUCCGAUAGGAUAUCUGGAAAAGUAACUGUUUUAGCUGGAAAUGCCAACUUUUGGGCUGUUGGUUGUGAAGAUGGUUGUCUACAGAUCUACACAAAAUGUGGGAGGCGCGCUAUGCCAACAAUGAUGACAGGAUCAGCCGCAACUUUUGUAGACUGCGAUGAGAACUGGAAGUUGUUGUUGGUCACACGGAAGGGAUCUUUAUAUAUAUGGGAUCUCUUCAGGCGCAGCUGUCUUCUUCAGGACUCGUUAACAUCUCUGGUCAUUUCAGAUCCAAAAUCCUCUGCUAAAGGUACAAUCAAAGUCAUAUCAGCCAAGUUGUCAAAGUCGGGUGCACCUUUGGUUGUUCUGGACACCCGUCAUGCUUUCCUCUUUGACACGACCCUUAGGUGUUGGCUGAGGGUGGCAGACGAUUGCUUUCCUACUUCUAGUUUUGCUAGCUCCUGGAAUUUGGGCUCUGUUCAUAGUGGUGAGUUGUCUGCAUUGCAAGUCGAAGUCAGAAAAUACAUGGGCAGAAAGCCUUCUUGGAACAGAGUGACGGAUGAUGGAAUACAGACGCGUGCCCAUUUGGAAGCACAGUUAGCAUCAAGUUUGGCGUUGCAGUCACCAAAUGAAUACCGCCAGUGCCUUCUAUCUUACAUACGCUUCCUAGCAAGAGAAGCAGAUGAGUCACGAUUGCGUGAAGUAUGUGAAAGUUUCCUAGGUCCUCCUACUGGAAUGACAGAAGCAGCAACAUCUUCUUCGGACACCAAGAACGUGGCUUGGGAUCCUUUUGUACUUGGGAUGAGAAAGCAGAAACUCCUGAGAGAAGACAUUCUUCCAGCAAUGGCAUGCAACAGAAAAGUACAGAGGCUGCUCAAUGAAUUCUUGGAUCUCUUGUCCGAAUACGAAGGUGCUGAGGCUGACACUACCAACAUUAAUCAGAAGAAUUCUGCCCUGCGGCUACCUGGACCCCACGAGGCAACAGAAAAGAUGGAUGUUGACCCGCGAGUACCAAAUAAUGACACCGCUCUUCAGCAAGAACCCAUAAAACCAGUGACCGAUGCUGAAAAGGAUCUUGCUCCGAUGCUUACAGUCAAAGGCCCGUCUCUGAGUGUCAUUACAGGUGACGACAACAAGAACCCUGACGAUCUGAGUGUCUCAAAGGACAAGAGUCUCUGUGUCAUUACCGGUGAUGACAACAAGAACCCUGAUAAUCUGGGAGCCUCAAAUGAUAAGAACCCAGAUGAUCCUCCUGCCUCAAAUGACAAGAACCCAGAUGAUCCUGCUGCCUCAAAUGACAAGAACAUGAAUGAUCCGAGUCCCUCAAACGACGAGACCUGUAGACAGCCGCCAGUGGAGCAAGUAGAUUCUGCACUAAAUACGGAUUUAGUUGCCGAAGAUUCUCUUGCUGAAGAAGAUUAACCACAUAAUAGGACUUAGUAGUACAAUGGAUAUAUAGAUAUAAUGCUGCAAUUUGUUACAGCCGUUUGCAGCUUCUCACGACGGAAAAAUAGGACAGCUUUCCUUAGGGGGCACGGAAAAAUAGCCACUACUGUGAAUCAUUUGUUGACUCCUAUAGUUAUUUAGUUGCUUCUGCUGAAUAUGUAAUGUAAUUGAGUAAUAGACACCACUUCUAACUGGUUAGUUGAAAGUUUGUUUCUUUUUUUCUUUAACUGUGGAUUCUCUUGGACUAAUUGUAAUCAAUUGUUAACUUUUCCCAUCACCAUCAGUCUUCUUCCCUCCAGAAAACCUGAAAGGUGGUUGAAAGUAGCAGAAUUCUGCAGAUGAUGAGUGUUGCAUUGGGCUCUUGGGUGGGCUUUUUCUACUGUGGAGUGCUGUUCUUUAGCUGUGAAAUUGGGCUCUUGCAUCGGGCUGAAAGUGGGUAGCCCUCGAGAGAGGGAAAGCAGAUCCAACAAACAACUUUGAGUCAAUCAAGAAAAGGUCGAGCCCAGAGAUGAGAACAAGAACACGGUCUUGAAGUGCGAGCCAGUGAUGAUCAGGUAAGAGAUUGAUCUCGCAAUUCGCAAACUUCUAUGUAAUCGGUUUUUUGUUGGUGCACGGCGUGCAGUUUGAAUCAAAUUGUAAUAAAUACCAUUUGCGUUGAUUUGCCAGACAAGAUCCAAGGUUAUAUAUUCUGUACUGUCGCGACUCUGUGAUGAGGUUUAAUCAAUCAACUGCCAUUCCUUUCUUCUCGGUUUGAGGAAAGAAUUGAGUAUAAGUUACCGUCUAGUUGUUUUAUAUUCAUCUAGAAAAGUUUUAAGGUCCAUGCAGAGGCAAAGUCAUGUUUACAUUGUUGUGAUGAGGAGUUAUUGCCCUACUCAACUUCCAAAUAGUGACAGAAAUGAAAGAAAUUUUUUUCAAGAAAUUUGAGAAUUAGGAGACCGGUAAUGGUAAUAUCACAAAUUUUCAACUUGGAAAUUCCAAGUUCAAAAUCUCUUUACUAGCACCUAAUUCUAAAAAUCAAUCUAUAUCACACUUAUCUAAAAAAGUACUAUUCCGAGAGAUACAAUAGUCUUAAAAGAUUGUUGCCUAGCUAGUAGAUUUUAAAGUUUUUAUAUCCCGGACAAGAAGCGUCUUACUGGAAAUCUAACACCAUUCUAUACCUGGAUUUCACCCUGGGUACCGUAGAACUCCCCAUAUAUAUACAGUUGAGAACAAAGUAGCGAACGAGUGCGUAACGCGUGGGAAUCUGCCGAACACUUCAACCCAAAUCCUGAAGAAAGCUAAAAAACGUUGUUUGAUGAGCCUGCGUAGUAUUAGGUAGUUGGUCAGGUAAAGGCUGACCAAACCAAUAAUACUUAGAUGGUCUUUUCGGAUGAUCAGACACACUAGGACUGAGACACGGCCUGGACUCCCACGGGGCAGCAGUGGGGAAUCUUGGACAAUGAGCGUGUGUGUAUAUAUAUAUAUAUAUGGCGGUGUCUUCGGUGCACUCACUUUUUUUGGUGCAUUUAGUGCACCCGCCUCAUAAUCACCAUUUUGAAUAGGUGAUUCAUGUCAAAACGAUGUCAAUCAUUACUUGUGAUGCGAUAGACAUGAAACCCAAUGAAUUUACAAAAAAAAAAUCAUUAAAUAUUUACUUUGAUUCGAAGGAUUUAAGAUUUAGGAAUUUAGGAUUAGGGCUAGGGUUCACAUUUUGGGAUUUUGGGUUGGUGUUUGAAAUUGAAGGUUUAGGGGUUAAGGUAAUUGAUUGAUUAGUUGUGAUCAUUUGUUAUAUCAUCAUACUAUACUAAUGCUACCAGUUAAAAUUCAAAAUUUGAUGUCUAUGCGGCUAAACGCACCCUAAAAUGCAAGUUCACCGAAGUAGCCACCACAUAUAUAUAUACAUUCUCUUCAAAGCCCACCAAAGAACCAUAUUGUAAAGAAAUACACUCUCGUGGUAUUGUUGGACUAUAGGGUUAAUUAGUAACAUUCAAAAUCAAUUUGGCAAAGGUUUCCAUCAUCUUCCCCGAAAUUCCGGCAAAUGUCGUCUGGAUAUUAAAUGAUUACAAAUACUAAGAUGACCGGCCGGGAAGAGAAUAGGAACACGACGACUCGACUGGGAACUUCCUUAAUAAGGGUGUGAAUGAAACCUAAGAUGGGUUUUGGUUGGUAAAGGAUGAUCGACUAAUCUUAGAAAUGGGUUUGACAACAGAGGAGUUGAUGGACCAAAAUAAGAACAUUACAACAUGUUCUUUUUCCCUGUUUCGUACGUGACAUGUGCCAAAGAGCCAUUGGCCAAGAACCUGAUCAGAACAUGUUUGGAAGAAGAAGAAACAACUGUAAUUGGAGAGACAAUUAAUGCACAUAUGGGUUUGGCUUCGAGAUAGUUAGAAGUUAGAACUGUUGAACAACUUCCCUCCAUGUGUCAUAUGUAUACAUUGUGAAGAAAUAUACAGGUGGCACAAUUUGUACAUAAUAUUAGAUGUUAUUAUUAUUGACCAACGGCCCCAGAAAUCUUACCAGAAAGGCAGAAACUAUACAGGUGCUUAAACUUCUGUUAUUAAUUAAUUUGUUAAGGUAAUUACUAAAGAUUUGGUUCACAGCUGCAUUGGGUUGUUGCAUGCCAAAAAGAACGUGUCGUGUCGUGUCGGAAGAUCGUCGGGUUUUGGCGUUUAACAGUUCGAGUCAGAAUCGUUUGGCAAUUAACGAACGACUUGAAACCGAUAAGAAAAAUUAAUGAUGGGGUUCGACACACGUCAUGCCCUUGAGGCCAACAAAACGAGAACCUUUAACUAUAAAGGCAUACGAAGGUCAUUGUUGUUUACCGUAGAUAAAAUCGGAUGUGCGAUAAACACACACUCUGGAUCCUAACUAGAACAACCUAAAUAUAUAAUGAACUACCCAACAGAUGAGAUGAGUCCAUAAAGAGAAGUGAGAUGAGUCCUUUGCACGUUUGCAAUUGGAGCUAGCUUGCUAGAGAGAGAUUAAUAAAUGUGGGUCGGCCAGAGUUGGUUGGUUGGGUUGGACCCUUGGAAGGAAUGAAACGUGUGAAAGGAAGUCUCGUGGGUCGGUAUCUACUGAGCCAUUUGUCAGCAAGCCACUGAACCCAAACCCAGUUGGUCUCUGCUUUUCCCAGUGAGUUCUUACUACCCUGCUUUCCUUGGCUGCAGCUACUAGCAGUCUCGCGCCAGUAGCUAUAGGGGAGUUGCAGUGUAAUCAAUGCUAUGCUGGGUGUGCAUCGGGUUGGUUCGUACUGAACCAAAUUGAUGCUUGGAUCGGACUAAAUAAAUGUUUAGGGGUCCGUUUGGAUGAGGAAUCUAGUGGAUCAACUUGACCCAAUCGACUCGUUUGGCAGCAUAAAAUUUGGAUGAAGCAAUUUGGUCUGGGGAAUUUCGAAUCGAUUCAUUUUGAGGCAGUUGCAAUUGUACCUGGGGUCGGGUGUAGAUAAUUCGAAUCGACUCGUUUUACAGAACGAGACAACUGAUUCAUCCAAACGACCCCCAAGUACUAAAAGAAAAAUGGAACAAUCGGACCAAACAUGACCAAAUAAGACCGAUGCAUUGUUAGUCCAACCUCUGAUCCUAGCAUGCCGUUUCACUAUUGGACGAUGGUUCUCGUGAAUUUGGUCCGAAUGUGACCAAUGCAGAACCCUAAUCAAUGUUGUAGAUAGGUCACCACCUCCCCACCCAUAUAUGGCAAUUGUUGCUGCCCUUUCUUUAUUAUCCCGCGUACAACAUCAAUAUACCAGCGGGCAGCAGGUUUUGUUACACUACUAUUUCACACCAUACAUUUCUUCCAAUGAAGGCAAAAGUUUGACUUUGAUUAAAGGGAUAAUGGGGUUUGACUAAUGUAUAAAAAGGGUGUGUGGAAUUUGACAAAUAAUCAAUGUAUGCCGACUAAUAAAUCCUCUAGCUCAUCAAGCACAUGAUCCAGAGGGAAAACAUUUGUCAGAAAGUGAUGGUAGUUUUUUAUAGGUAUAAUACACUUAUAUAUUCAAAACUUUUACGGUUGUGCCAAUAAUAUCCAAAUUUCCUGAAAUACCACUUAUAUCCAUGUUUUAAAGUUGUUCUUUGCCAAAUCUAUCCAUUUCUCAAUAUAUUUUUGGUUAAAUACACUUGUAUAUCCAAAAACACCUUUAAAGAAUGUGAAGGAAUUGGAUAUAAGUGGUAUUUCGAGAAAUUUGGAUAUUAUUGACACAACCGUGAAAGUUUUGGAUAUACAAGUGUAUUUAACAUUUUUUAUAUGCCUACACGAAGAUUGGCUCUUUGACCUUUUCUUUUAUGUGAUUACCAAGACACUAACCAAAAUUUGACACGUUGCAUUGUUUGUGAUUGUGAGAAGUCCCUCGAGUCUUUAUGGAAGAAAAAAAAACUUCUGGUUUAUGUGUUUCAAAAGUUGAAGUCGAAUCAAAUAUUUCUAUAGAUCUUAUAUUUUUUAUUAGGUGUUCGAAAUGUUGGUAUCUCUUUGUUAGAGAGUGAUAUAAGAUCCAAUAUAACCUUCUCCCAACAAUUCAAGUUAUUGGGACCAACUGGUUUAUGACAUGGUAUUAGAGCUGGUUUGGCCAAGUGGUCGUGUGUUCGGAUCUCCACGACCCCCAAUAUUAACAGUUGAUUAAAGCACAAAGUCUACCUUUGCAAGCAUCAAAUAAAUCGUACUCACAUUUUGACUGAACGAUGUACGUAAGAACUAUGGAUCUACGAUGUGUACGUCUAGAGUUCUUAUUUGGGGGGACUGUGAUAUAGAAUUGGGGAUUAUGGUGUGAAUUAGGGAUUUGAUAAGUUACUCUUUGGAGGAAACUCUUGAAUUGGGGACUGUUAUUAUAGGCCUCUUGAAUUUCUUAUGGACCGAUUCGGCCAAUAUUUUUAAAAAAAUAUUAUUGGUAUACAUGUCUAGAUGCAAGUUUAACACAUAAUAAUAGUGUUUACCAAUA